Stomoxys calcitrans (stable fly) is the source of this 3165-nucleotide messenger RNA. RefSeq lists its product as uncharacterized. Gene Ontology annotation, molecular function: ATP hydrolysis activity; ATP binding. The record is from RefSeq and is a predicted model, not a curated record. NCBI's taxonomy places the organism in Eukaryota, Metazoa, Arthropoda, Insecta, Diptera, Muscidae. The coding region runs from base 95 to 3097 and encodes 1000 amino acids. Gene Ontology annotation, cellular component: cytosol; peroxisome; peroxisomal membrane. The transcript is spliced from 12 exons. Gene Ontology annotation, biological process: protein import into peroxisome matrix.
UGAAAAUUGGUUAAUUUCACACUGCGACAAGUAGGAUUGAAUAAAUAAUAUUAAUAGACUUCCCGGGAGUGAAAUACAACUCAAGAGGUUCAAGAUGUUUAAACGCACCUUCAAAGUUGUGUUCAGCACAAAGAAAAAUAAUUUUGCGUUUUUGCCAGAAAAUUACUAUAAAGUAGUGUCAACAUACGAUAAUGGCUGCAUACAAUUACAAUAUAGUGGACAUCUGCAUUAUAUGCCAUGGGCCACGGAAAGCAAUAGUCAAGAUAAUACAAUCGCUAUAAAUGCGAGGGUGGCAAAAGAGAUCGGGUUGACUGAGAAUGAUACGGUAAAGUGUACACUUGUGGUAGAUGUUCCAAUACUACGAAACGUGUUUCUGACCCCAGUUUCAUUAAAAGAUUGGGAAAUAAUAGAGCUGAGCAGCGAACAAAUCUCACGAACAACGCUGGAGCAAACAAAAAUUGUCAACUCAAACCAAAUUUUAGUGGUGUGGAUAAAUAAGUCUAUGCAAGUAGCUUUGACUGUAGAUCGCUUAAAGCCAAAUAUUGUCUAUGGACGCAUUGAUCAUACAACGCAACUAGUUAUUGCACCCAAUCUGCAGAGCGGCACAAAUUUAGAAACCGAAAAUAUAUCGCGAAGUAAAACAUUGACACAAGUCAAUGGCAAUAAACAAGAGGGUUCUAAUUAUAUAAGUCGCUCAACAACAGUUAGUGAAAUGAAACAGUUGAAGCGGACACAAAGUUUGUCAAAAACCAACAGACAUGACAAAAUGGAACGUUUAAAAAAGGACUUGAAUAGAGAAGUAGCAAAGUUUGUAGAGUUUCGAAUUAUAUCUGGAGAGUGGUCCAAUGGCUCACAGAUCUCCGACGUCUUCGUUAACAAAGAAAAUUGGCCUCAUCAUAUGGAUGCUAUGUCAAUAUAUUCCCUUAAAACAAUGGCGGACCGCGAAUAUUAUGUUCGAGUGCGACUAGUCGACGAAAGCGAAAAUUUGCAAAAUAUUCAUCCAACACUUGAAAUGAAUGUAAAUUUAAUGAAUUUACUGCAAGUGAAAGAACUAGAAAAAGUUGUUUUGAAGCCUAAGCCCAUAAACAUAAACUUUUUGGAGAAAAUUGAAUUGUUUUCGAACAAAAAAACUCACUACAAGGUUUUGGAAAAUUCAUUCAAACGGUUUGUUCGAGAAAAAACUAAUGGAGGUAAACUUUUAUUGAAUCAAGACGAAGUUGUGCGACUAGAGUCGGAUGAGAACCUUAUAGUUACCGUUGGCAUAUUGCCAGAACACUUUCGAUACUGUGUUAUUGACUCACAGUUGCUUAAAGAAAAUAAAAUAUAUGCAGCAGAUUUAUUGCGGAAAGUAGACGAUGUAAUAGAAGUUCAACCCACAACUACUAAAUCACCUCUUUGUAAGAAGGACGUAAUUGAAUUACGAGAAUUUAACUUAAAAGUGGAGGACUUAACAAGCGAAUUGAAAACAAGUCUCUGUUUAGACUCGAACAAUUCGGUAUUAAAACAGGGUAAUAUUCUUUUAACUGGAAAAUCUGGAACUGGAAAGACUGUCGUUGUUGAACGGAUUCUUGACGAACUAAUAAGAAAACCAUAUUUUUGCUAUUUUGAUAUAUUUUACUGCACUCGUAGCAAGGGACGCAAGGCUGAAUCCGUACAAAAGGACUUGCGUACAGUUUUUACAACUUGUUUGCAAAAUGCUCCGUCUAUUCUGGUUCUGGAAAAUCUGGAUGUAUUAGCGCACGCAUCGACUGAUCAAGCUGCUCAAGAUAGCGAAUAUUUUAAUCGUAUUGCAGACAUUGUGCACCAGCUUAUUGUCCAAUAUACCAGUCACCAUCCCAUUGCAGUAAUAGCAACGGCAAAUGAGGUUCAAUCACUUAAUAAACGAUUAUACUCCCCAAGAGGUCGUCACCUAUUUCAAACUAUUGCAAGUCUCCCAAGUUUAGAAAAAUACGAUAGAGAAACUGUGUUAAAGGAGCUCUGCAGCCAUAUUGAAUCUGAGAGUCUAGAUUUUGAACGCUUUGCUAUACUAACGGAGGGCUACAAUAAAGGUGAUUUAGUUCAAUUAGUUGAACGUGCAAUAUUUUAUGCUUACAGAUUAAGCAAAAAUCAUCCGAUACUUUUAAACGAGCAUUUGAAAGAGUCGUUAGAAAAUACAAAUUCAUACUGUCUACAGGGCAUAGAGAAUCACCAGCUAACAGACAACGAUCCAAAUGCUGAUGGCAUAAUGCAUGGAGACAAUAUUCCAGGUCUGGAGCCUGUAGUAUCUGUGCUUGAAGAGGUCCUGAUGUGGCCAUCGCGAUAUCCGAGCAUUUUCAACGAGUCUCCGUUGCGAAAUCAAGCUGGAGUACUUCUUUAUGGGCCACCAGGAACUGGAAAGACAUUCUUGGUGUCAACACUUGUAAAGUUGUGGAAUCUUCGAACAAUAUCAGUUAAAGGCCCAGAACUGUUGGCAAAGUACAUUGGCCAAAGUGAAGAGAACGUCCGGAAUUUAUUUAAUCGGGCACGAAAUGCAAAACCUUGUGUACUGUUCUUUGAUGAAUUCGACAGUUUAGCACCAAAACGUGGUCACGACUCCACUGGCGUGACUGAUCGUGUAGUUAAUCAGUUAUUAACUGAACUUGAUGGUGUUGAGGGUUUAAACGGUGUUACCGUUAUUGCUGCUACGUCUCGACCAGAAUUAUUAGAUCCAGCACUAUUACGUUCUGGACGAAUUGACCGAUUGGUAGAAUGUACAUUGCCAGACUUUCCAUCUAGGCUGGCAAUAUUUGAAUCAUUCUCUAACAAAUUAUAUCUAGAUGAAGCCGUAGAACUAGAAUAUUUUGCUGAUAAAUCUGAAAAUUAUACAGGAGCGGAUAUUCAGAGUAUAUUCACGUCUGCUAAUAUGAUCGCAGUUAAGGAAGCUAUUUCAGAAUUUGGACAAGAGAAACUACCAGACCGAAUUAUAAUAAAGCAGACCCACCUAAUUGAAGCUUUUAACUCAACCCGACCAACUCUCAGCAUGGCCGAUGUGAUUCGAUAUCAAAAAGCGUAUGCCAGAUUUAAAAAUAAAGAAAAACCGUCCCGGGAUUUUGUCUCUAAGCGUGCCACAUUAGCCUAAGCUUUGCAUUUUAAUAAUGCUCACCAACUUUUUUAAUUAAUUUUAUUUAAAUAUAUAUAUUGAUUUUA